Messenger RNA from Lodderomyces elongisporus, 1320 nucleotides. RefSeq lists its product as uncharacterized. The transcript has a single exon. Gene Ontology annotation, cellular component: mitochondrion. NCBI's taxonomy places the organism in Eukaryota, Fungi, Ascomycota, Pichiomycetes, Serinales, Debaryomycetaceae. The coding region runs from base 1 to 1320 and encodes 439 amino acids. Gene Ontology annotation, biological process: mitochondrial L-ornithine transmembrane transport. The record is from RefSeq and is a predicted model, not a curated record. Gene Ontology annotation, molecular function: L-ornithine transmembrane transporter activity.
AUGGUUGAAUCAGAUAAUCACACUGUUUUGAUUGUUGACCAAGAGCGACGACUGCGGCAUGGAAUACCAACCUACGCUUCUAAAGCUCUAAGAGAUAUUCUACUUCCGUCCAUUAUUGCAAAUGACCUGAGUCUAUCGCAAGCAGAUUCACCACAAGCUGUGACCAAUAAAUCCAGUAACCAAGCUGUGUCCGUGUUUGCAGCUGGUAUGCGAGCGUUCAUAUACCAACUCCAAAGCUUCUACCUAAGAACCCCUGUUAAAUUAUUCCGACCGUCGAGAUUCGAUUAUUUGGCAUAUGUUCGUGCAGUUGCAGACAAGCAUGAUAAUAUUCUGGGGAAACCAUAUCGCUUCCGCACCCAUUCCUCAUUGGCUAUGCUAGUCAAUGUUUUAAGGAAGGAAGGGUGGAAGUUUAUACCUGAGCAGGUCUUGCCACCAUUGAUUGCAAACUCGGCAACGGGUAUUAUUUUGUAUGCAACAUACUUGACUAUGCUUGACCAUUAUACUAAAGCGCGAGGUAACAAGCCAACGCAUUUCAAUUGGUAUGCACCUUUUGAUACUUGGAGGGCUGGAUUUGUGGCAGGUGGUAUGCAAUCCCUCGUUGCUGCACCAAUCGACGCCAUUUAUACUAGGCUGUCAGUUUCUGAAAUGCUAGAAGGGAACCACCAGAAUUUGUGGCGAUUCGGUAUUAGCAAGCUAAAGGAUAUUGGGCUUGUGGGAGUGUUUGCAGGGUAUGGGUUUUCGCUUAUCAAGGAAAGUUUUGGAUUUGCAUUUUAUUUUUCGACAUUUGAAACGGUAAAGACACAAGGCUACAAUAUCACAUACCAGCUCAUUAAAGUGUACCGCAAUUCAGAAGAUCUUAUUAGGCAUAAGCUACAAAAAUGGUUUAAAUGGGAUGAGGACCAAGUUGAUGAGAAAAUGGAACGAUUGGAAAGGUACCGCCUGGCAAAAUUGCUCAAGUCGACGUUUGUUCUACUCGCUGGUGCAUCUGCUGCAUUUUCUUUAUUGGCGGUACAGUAUCCCAUCACCAAGGUGCAAAAGAUCCAUUUUUCACGUCUUGAAGCUUUGGACUUCUACAAUGCAUCGGCAAGAAAAGAUAAACCACUUUUUAAAGUAUACUACAACUCAUACAUUGACACUUUUAAUCAGAUACUUCGGAUGAAGAGAAGAGCCAAAAUUACCUGGUUUGAAGCUGCUUAUAGCGGGUUUGUGAGAAAUGCUUUGACAACCAUUCCUGCCACCUCGGUAGCGUUGUUGGUAUUCGAAAUUACUAGAACAAGACUAGCUGACAACUUUGAUGACUACGAGGUGCUUGAUGCUUAA